AAAUAUCACCGACAUUUUCAAAAAGAUAACGUCUUAAACUUAACUGGCAAAUAUACUGACUCAGUAUUAUUGUAACCUCGCUCGUUACCUGUGCAAUUGUCUGAAAAGAAAAAGAAAUGGAGCACAAGUGGGUGGCAUGUGCGAAUGGCGCGGUACCAUCGUUAGCUGUAGUCGGCGGUCACGACGUAGAUGGAGACACAAUUUAUAUUGGACGUGCAGAAUUUAAUAACGAUUUAUUGCCAGCUAAGGUAAUACCAAACAAAGGUAAGGCCUAUGUUUGUUAUGGCAGUAAUGAAGAGGAAAUAGAUACAUAUGAAGUGCUCAGUGGAUUGCAUUAUGAAUGGAUACCUUCUUCAAAUGGUAAUGUACCUGCGGCGGCUGUUAAGGUAGGUCGUACAAUUGAUGGUGAAUUUUUAUACGCUGGCCGUGGUUAUUACGAAGGUAGCUUAUGCGUUGGUAAAGUACAUCCUUCACAUGGUUGUCUUUAUAUACCAUAUGGCUCUGAUGAAAUUAAGUUAACUGAAUAUGAAGUACUCGUGCAACCAGACAAAUGGAUUGAUGCGACUGCUGACUCUAUACCCGAAGGUGCUUUAGAAGGGGGACGCGAUGCGGAUGGAGACGUCAUUUAUGUUGGACGUGUUUUUAAAGAUGGUGACUUAAUGCCCGCAAAAGUUAUACCUAAUAAAGGUGGUGCAUAUGUGUGCUGGGGUUCGGAGGAACACAAGGUCGAAAAUUUUCAGGUUUUAGCUGGAGCUGGUUUCUUGUGGACAUCCUGCGAUAAUGGUAGCAUUGUACCUGGUGCUAUUCCAGCAGGUCACACAGCCGAUGGUGAAACUUUAUAUGUAGGUCGUGCUUAUCAUGCCGGUAGCUUAAGUAUUGGUAAAAUACAUCCAUCGCAUGGUUGUAUUUAUUUACCCUUUGGAGGUGAGGAAAUACAGGCAAGCAGUUACGAGGUGCUAGUAAGAACGUAGGUUUGAUAGAAAACCAUUAGUUUUAUAAACUAGUGAUUAUUGUAUCAUUUAAAAUAAAAAAUUGUCUAUGA
This is a messenger RNA of Teleopsis dalmanni, 1042 nucleotides long. RefSeq lists its product as uncharacterized. Lineage: Eukaryota; Metazoa; Arthropoda; Insecta; Diptera; Diopsidae. The coding region runs from base 117 to 971 and encodes 284 amino acids. The record is from RefSeq and is a predicted model, not a curated record. The transcript is spliced from 2 exons.